Molecule: messenger RNA, 1910 nt
Organism: Meloidogyne enterolobii
Lineage: Eukaryota; Metazoa; Nematoda; Chromadorea; Rhabditida; Meloidogynidae
Source: the annotation of a GenBank genome assembly
CUAAUUUAAGACAAAUGCAUUUUACUCUGUACAGAUUUUUGAACACUACUAGCAGACUAUCAAACGUUGUGAAUGGAAGAUGGACUACAACACAUUAUUUACAAAAGCCGAGAGAAAAGGACGAAAGAUGGAAGGAUGUGGACAUGGAACGUGUUCAGGAUGAUUUUGACGUUGUAAUUGUGGGAGGAGGGCCUGGUGGAUUAUCUGCUGCUAUAAGACUAAAGCAAUUGGCAGCUGAAAAGGAAAAAGAAGUCAGGGUUUGUGUUGUUGAAAAAGCUCCAGAAAUUGGUUCCCACACUCUUAGCGGUGCUAUUAUCGAACCACAUGGUCUAAACAAACUUUUUCCAAAUUGGCGCGAAAUGGAAGAUUGUCCAGUGAAGCAACCUGUUGUAAAAGAUUCGUUUGGGAUUUUGACUAAAAAUGGGCGGAUAAACUUGCCUUUGCUUCCAGGCUUCCCUUUAAAAAAUCAUGGAAAUUACAUUGUUAGACUAGGUCAUGUAGUUCGGUGGUUAGGUGAACGUGCAGAAGAAUUAGGUGUUGAGGUUUUUCCAGGAAUACCUGCUCAAGAAUUGUUAUACAAUGAAGACCAGAGUGCUGUUGUUGGAGUUGCUACAGCCGAUAUGGGGAUUGCUAAAGAUGGAAGUCCAAAGGAUAGUUUUCAACGUGGAAUGGAAUUGAGAGCUAAAUGCACAAUUUUGGCUGAAGGCUGCCGCGGUCACUUAACUCGUUCUUUACUACCUAAAUUCGAUUUGUCCAAAGGCCGUGAGCCAAUGACAUAUGGUAUUGGUAUUAAAGAGUUAUGGGAAGUAGAACCGUCAAAACACCGGCCUGGUUAUGCAGAACAUACAAUUGGUUGGCCUUUGAAACGAGAUGAAUAUGGAGGUUCUUUUCUAUAUCACAUCGAGGACAAUGGACAGCCUCUUGUUUCAAUUGGUUUUGUUCUUGGAUUAGACUACAAAAAUCCAUACUUGAAUCCAUUUAAAGUUUUAAUAUUUUUAGUAAUAAUUUUAACAAAAAAUAUUUUUCAGACUUUUCAAUUAUAUAAAACCCAUCCUUCAAUUCGAAAGCAUUUGGAAGGUGGAAAAAGAAUUGGUUAUGGGGCUAGAGCAUUAAAUGAAGGAGGAUAUCAAUCAGUUCCAAAAGUUGUAUUUCCUGGUGGUUGUUUAAUUGGAUGUUCAGCAUCUUUACUUAAUGUUGCAAAAAUAAAAGGAACACAUAAUGCAAUGCUUAGUGGUUGUUUGGCUGCAGAAACAAUUUUUGAAGAAAUUGAAAAUUCUGGGGAGAAUGUUCAAACUAUAACCCCAACAAAAUAUGAAAAAGAAUUAGCAGAAUCAUCUGUAAUGAAAGAACUACGUCAAUCUAGAAAUGUUCGACCAUCUUUUGGAACUUCUUUGGGAUUGUGGGGUGGAUUAGCUUAUACGGGGACUUUCUUUGCUUUAGGUCGAGGAAUAGAGCCUUGGACUUUGAAACAUGGACAUAAAGAUAAUGAGAGUAUUGAACUAAAACAAAAACAUAAACAAAUAGAAUAUCCAAAACCGGAUGGAAAAAUUACUUUUGACCUCCUUUCUUCUGUUCAUUUAACUGGUACAAAUCAUGAAGAAGACCAACCUGCACAUUUAACGCUUAAAGAUGAUACAAUUCCUGAAGAUGUAAAUUUACAGCUUUAUGAUGGACCAGAAGGAAAAUAUUGUCCAGCUGGUGUUUACGAAUUUGUACAAAAAGAAGGCGGAAAAGAAGGUGAAAUGCGUUUACAAAUAAAUGCUCAAAAUUGUAUUCACUGCAAAACUUGUGACAUAAAGGAUCCUCUACAGAAUAUUUAUUGGGUAGCGCCGGAAGGAGGUAGAACAAAUUUUUUAAUUAAAAUUUUGAUUAAAAAAUUUGUAGGAGGUCCAAAAUAUGAUGGAUUGUAA